Messenger RNA from Colius striatus (speckled mousebird), 1356 nucleotides. It is a transcript of the gene RBKS, whose product is annotated as ribokinase. The transcript is spliced from 8 exons. NCBI's taxonomy places the organism in Eukaryota, Metazoa, Chordata, Aves, Coliiformes, Coliidae. Gene Ontology annotation, molecular function: ribokinase activity. Bases 329 to 1258 code for a protein of 309 amino acids. The record is from RefSeq and is a predicted model, not a curated record. Gene Ontology annotation, biological process: D-ribose metabolic process.
CUUCACUGGCAUUGGGGACCGCCGCAGUGCCUGGGCGGACGGUUUCACCGCGCAGGCGUUGGGUCGCUGUUUCGUCGCGGCCGGAGCGAAGUGGGGGAGAGGGCGAGGAGGGGAGGGGGUAGCCUUGCCAGCAGGCGUUCGCCAGGGGCACCCCUCCCGGCCGAAGGCCCCUGCGGGCAGGCCGCCACCACCUUCUGCGCCCGUCGCCCGUGGCAACAGGGGAAGCCACGGCGGCGCGGCCUGGCGCAAAGGCCGGGUCCAGGGUCCAAAGCCCGGGCAGUGCCUUUGCCAGGUUGCGGGCCCUGAGGCUGCCCCGUCCCCUGGUGCCAUGGCCGCUGAUGUGGUGGUUGUGGGAUCCUGUAUGACCGACCUCGUCAGCCGUACUACACGAUUGCCAAGAGCAGGAGAAACUAUCCUCGGACAUAAAUUUUUCAUUGGUUUUGGUGGGAAAGGAGCCAACCAGUGUGUCCAGUCUGCUCGACUUGGGGCCAACACCUCGCUGAUCUGCAAGGUUGGGAAGGAUUCCUUUGGCAAUGAUUAUGUUGAAAAUUUGAAGAAGAAUGGUAUUUCUACAGCAUUUGUAGGUCAGACUACAGAGGCUGCUACUGGAACUGCUUCAAUAAUUGUCAACAACGAAGGACAGAACGUUAUCGUCAUAGUCCCGGGAGCCAACCUGCUUUUAAAUUUUGAAGACUUGAAAAGGGCUUCUGAUGUCAUCCAGAAAGCCAAAGUGCUUGUUUGCCAGCUAGAAAUAAGCCCGGCUGUUUCUCUUGAAGCUCUGAAAAUGGCACGUGCCAGUGGAGUAAAGACUUUGUUUAAUCCAGCUCCAGCCCUUGUUGACCUAGAUCCACAAUUUUAUACCCAUUCUGAUAUCUUCUGCUGCAAUGAAACUGAGGCUGAAAUUUUAACGGGCAUCCCAGUUGGCAACCUUGAAGAUGCUGAAAAGGUGGGACACACGCUGUUAGAAAGAGGGUGUAAGCUCGUAAUUGUUACUCUUGGAGCAGAAGGCUGCAUGAUGAUAUCAGUAGAAGAACCCAUUCCAAAGCACGUUCCUGCUGGGAAGGUCAGGGCUGUGGACACUACGGGAGCUGGAGACAGUUUUGUGGGAGCACUGGCCUUCUACCUGGCUUACUAUCCCAAGUUACCCAUGGAGGAAAUGAUCAGGAAGUCUAACUGCGUCGCAUCAGUGAGUGUCCAGGCAUCAGGGACGCAAUCUUCAUAUCCUUACAGGAAGGACUUGCCUCAAGACCUUUUCUAAUUGACAUUGUCUGCUCAAUGUACUGAUUUUAUCUUCUCCCAGACGUUUUUCUUCUGACUGCACCCUGAGUCUCCUCUGCUGACUGGAAAGACCAGGAG